Zea mays is the source of this 2767-nucleotide messenger RNA. RefSeq lists its product as uncharacterized. The transcript is spliced from 14 exons. Lineage: Eukaryota; Viridiplantae; Streptophyta; Magnoliopsida; Poales; Poaceae. The record is from RefSeq and is a predicted model, not a curated record. Bases 1031 to 2386 code for a protein of 451 amino acids. Gene Ontology annotation, biological process: intracellular protein transport; vesicle-mediated transport. Gene Ontology annotation, cellular component: clathrin adaptor complex.
GUGCUUUUCAAUCAGUCUGCGAAUCUACAGGCUCACAAUAGGGCCAAUGAGCGAACAAUUCCUGUGAUCAAUCUCGAAGAUGAUGAUUAUGAAGAGCAGUCUGAUAUCAGGGAGUUUCUCGAAUCCAAAAGUUAUCAAUGCCUGGGACAUGCCCUUCUCUGAGCUUGGGAAGUGGGCAAGUGGCCAUGUUGUUUGCCAAGACGGCUGCGAGAUUCUGCGUCAGUCAGUGCAAUAUGUCGUCAUCCUGGAGCAUUGGAAACAAGAUUUGCAAUGUUUUAAAGGUGGAUGCAUCAUGCUCCAUCCAUACAUAAUAAUUGAUUGAAGAAAGGAAGUCGUUCAGGUGCUGUACUAGGAGAGGAUACCUGACUCACCGACCUGGCCUCAGCACUCAGCAGUCAGCAGCAGCUUGUAGGCGUCUUCAAAACUUCAGCUUCACCUUCUUGUAGUUGUGUUCCUUUCCUUUCCAGUUUCCAUGCUGGUGCGUACGUGUGCGUGCAAGCAAUAUUCAGUGUGAUGCAUGGCCACAAUAUUCAACUUCACCUUCUUGUAGUUGUGAUUUGCUGUCGAGGUGAUGCAUGGCCACAAUAUUCAGUGUGUCUAUGUAUGUAUCUCAGGCCCGGAGCAGUGAGCUGCGUCUGCGCAUGAACGCAAAGUAAAGCUGUGACUGUGACUGUGACUGUCAGGAACAGGAAGUACUACUACACUACUGGUGGCCUGUGUGCGCUGUCCCCUGUGGAGGGAAACCAACAAGGCCAAACACACACGCACGUUGGGCCGAGAAAAAAGAAAUAGAAAUACGGGCCCAUCUCAUCUAUGUUCUAGUUAAUGGAAAAUCCGGCCUGUGUCACUGAUGGUAGAUCAGGCCCAAUGAACACGAUCACAGCCACACCAACGCACCACGCUCGGCUGCGAGCUUGCGACCCCACCGACACACACAGCAGGGAAGCGAGGGGAAGGAGAGGCAAGGCGGCGCGGCCAGCGGCCCAGGAUAUCUGCGCGUGCGAUCCCGAGGAGGCGUCGGCGAGGUGGGAUGAUAUCGCAGUUCUUCGUUCUGUCGCAGCGCGGCGACCACAUCGUCUUCCGCGACUAUCGCGGCGAGGUGCCCAAGGGAAGCGCGGAGAUCUUCUUCCGGAAGGUCAAGUUCUGGAACGACGACGAGGCAGAGGAGGCGCCCCCGGUCUUCAAUGUCGAUGGGGUUAACUAUAUUCAUGUCAAAGUCGCUGGACUAUUUUUUGUGGUAACCACAAUGGUUAAUGUCUCCCCAUCCCUUCUCUUGGAGCUUCUUCAAAGGAUUGCACGUGUUACAAAAGAUUAUCUCGGCGUUCUUAAUGAAGAUUCAUUGCGGAAGAACUUUAUUUUGGUGUAUGAAUUGCUUGAUGAAGUCAUUGACUUUGGAUACCCACAGACAACCUCUACUGAAGUUCUCAAGUCGUACAUAUUCAAUGAACCCAUUAUGGUUGAUGCUGGAAGGCUGCCACCGCUUGGUCCUGCUGCUAUGUUCAUGCAAGGCACGAAGCGUAUGCCUGGUACAGCUGUUACAAAAUCUGUUGUUGCUACUGAGCCUGGGGGGAAGAAGAGGGAGGAAAUUUUUGUUGAUAUCAUUGAGAGAAUUAGUGUAACAUUCAGCUCGAGUGGCUAUAUACUUACAUCUGAGAUUGAUGGAACAAUUCAAAUGAAAAGUUACCUCACUGGCAAUCCGGAAAUCCGUCUUGCUCUCAAUGAGGAUUUGAGCAUCGGAAGAACUGGAUCUUCUUCAUACGAUUACAGAAGUUCUUCUGGAGGAGGAACAGUCAUUCUUGAUGAUUGCAAUUUCCAUGAGUCAGUACAUCUGGACAGUUUUGAUAUUGACAGAACUUUGACUUUAAUACCGCCCGAUGGAGAAUUUCCUGUAAUGAACUACCGUAUGACCCAAGAAUUUAAGCCACCAUUCCGUGUAACCGCACUAAUUGAAGAAGCUGGACCAGCGAGGGCUGAAGUUCUACUGAAAAUAAGAGCUGACUUCUCCGCGAGUGCCACUGCUAACACAAUCGUAGUACAAAUGCCAGUGCCUGCAUACACAAUGAGAGCGAGUUUUGAGUUGGAAGCUGGAGCAGUUGGACAGACAACCGAUUUUAAGGAAGGAUCCAGGAGACUUGAGUGGAAUCUAAAGAAGAUUGUUGGUGGUUCUGAGCACACCCUCCGUGCAAAGCUGACAUUUUCUCAGGAGUCACAUGGGAAUAUCACAAAGGAAGCUGGCCCAGUGAACAUGAAUUUCACUAUACCGAUGUACAAUGCAUCAAAGUUGCAGGUCAGGUAUCUUCAGAUCGCAAAGAAAUCGAAGGCAUACAACCCUUAUAGAUGGGUGCGAUACGUUACACAAGCCAACUCCUACGUAGCUCGUCUAUGAGGAAUCAGCAUCUGUACUCUUGUUUCCAGUCCAUUUUUUUUGGGUGUAAUAUUUGAGCGUUAUCAUGGACAUAGUGGCGUGUAUUGUGUAACUGUAUAUUGAGGUUCGCAUACCGCUCAGCUCCUGUAGUAACAAUUGUUUUUCGUCGUGCAAUGUGCAGAUGAAUAAUUCAUGUUCUAAUGCUGCAAAACUGAUUGAGGCGAGUACCUAUUGUCUUGCAUAAUUCCUGCGAGGUUUUAGAAACUGUGAACUGACCUCGCCUGUGGGACAUUGGGUCCUAUUGUUUCGCAUAAUUUCUGCAAGGUUCUAGAAACUAUGAACUGAGCUUUGGCCAGUAAAGCUCUUUGUAUUAAAGUAAUAAUGUAUUUUCAGUUGAGUUCA